ACGCGUCACGCACUGCUGCCACCGCUGGCAGUGAUGGGGUGCCAGGCACCCUGCCCGGGCGCGGAGCUGCCCUGACACCCCGCACGGCCCCGCUCCGCUCACCGCCCGGCAUGACCCAGCCGCAUCGGCCGCAAGGAUGAAGCACUGCUGCCUAGGGGUGGCUUGGGUGAUCCUGGCAGCGCUGUGGCUGGCAGUGAGUGAACCGCAGACCCCACUGUGCCAGGACAGGCAUGUUGCCGGACGCCACUGUCCCAAUGGCAUGAAGUGGGUCAAGGAGGCUUGCAGGUGCUGCACCCUGUGUCCUGCAGGUGAGAGCUGCCUGGCUAGUGUGGCAUGGCACAGCCAGUACAGCACAGUACAGCACACCAUGGCACACUGGACCACAGGUGCCCAUGUUCCCUGUCACCCCACUGUGCCUGCAGGGAAGUUCCUGUACAAACCCUGCUCAAGCCUUGGCAACGACAGUGUCUGCAAAACCUGCUCCCCUGGCACCUUCAGUGCCAAGCCCAGCACCUCCACCAAGUGCCAGGCUUGCUACGAGUGUGACCAGCAAGCUUUCCAGAGUGUGCUGAGCAACUGCUCAGCCACCAGCAACGUCGCCUGCGGCUGCAGGCCUGGGCACUUCCGCAGCUGCCUCGACGAGCAGUGCACCGAGUUCUCCUGCCGGCAGUGCGAGACCUGUGCCGGGCGUCUCAUCCAGCGACCCUGCUCGGAGACGCAGGACACGCUCUGCGGCAGCUGCAAGCCUGGCUUCUACACCGAGGGUGGUGAGUGCCGGAAGUGCCACACGACCACCCCAGAUGCAUGCGGGAAGGAGUGCCAGCAGGAGUGCAAUGGCAGUCAAGGCUCGGGGCUGGAGUACCUUCUGCUGGCAUUCACUGGGCCCCUCUUCCUGGGUGCCCUCGCCAUCUACCACAAGAGGAAGCAGCUCUGGCACAAUGCCUCAGCAGGCAGCCCCCUUCCCACAGUGCAGGCAGCCAACCCCCUGGCUGUGCCAUUGUACCAGGGCAGUGCCCAGAUGGCUGACAGCAUUUGCUGUACCCAGUCGUGCUCCUCCCAGGUGACAAAGCUUGCUGCUGGUGUGGGGAGGCAGAGCCCCGAGCACGAGGCCUUGCUGAAGCAGCAGCCUGGUGGCACAGCAUGGCCAGGAGGUGAGGUGGGACCCUCCUCCCCUCUGGAGCCCACCCUGCUGCAGGGCAGCCAGCUCUACAGCAUCAUUGAUGCAGUGCCAGUGAGGCGCUGGAAGGAGUUCAUGCGGGUGCUGGAGCUGCGUGAGGCAGAGAUCGAGCUGGUGGAGCUGGAGGUGGCCCACAUCCGCGACCAGCAGUACGAGAUGCUGAAGCGCUGGUGCCAGCAGACCAGUGCCACCCUCGACCGCGUCUUUGCUGCCCUGGAGCGCAUGGAGCUGUCUGGCUGUGCGGAGGCGCUGCGCCGGAGCCUGCUGGUGGGGCCCUGACCCCUCUGGCGCCGCCGCUCUGGCACGGGGAGGUCUGGGCACCUCUCCGGCUCGCCGCGUGCCUCGGCUCGGCCGUACCCUUAAGUAUUGUUACUUAUGCCGUGUAGACAUUUUAUGUCAGAUUUAUGUCCCCUCCCCAUCCCACCUGCCCCCCUCCCCCUAUUUAUGGGACCCUGCACGCUGGCUGCCAGCCGCUCGCGGGUCGAGCUGGCGCUGAGCCCGCUGUGAACUCAUGGGAUAGUUCUCGAGGCCGCCCGCCGCUGGGUGCGCCUGCCCUGCCCCAAUAAAGUGGCACAGUCAUCAGCCCCUGGCCCUUCUUCCCAGGGGUGCGCCCACCCAGCUGGGCACUGGGGUACCACCGGCCGCAGAGCCACCACCGGUGAUGCGGCCACCACAGGCGAUGGGGUGG
Molecule: messenger RNA, 1865 nt
Organism: Dryobates pubescens (Downy woodpecker)
Lineage: Eukaryota; Metazoa; Chordata; Aves; Piciformes; Picidae
Gene: TNFRSF25
Product: TNF receptor superfamily member 25
Exons: 6
Coding region: 137-1456 (439 amino acids)
Biological process (GO): signal transduction
Cellular component (GO): plasma membrane
Molecular function (GO): protein binding
Source: RefSeq, a predicted model, not a curated record